AUGGAAAAAGACUUUCAAGACAUCCAGCAGCUGGACUCUGAGGAAAAUGACCAUCAGCUCAGUGGUGGUGAGGAGCCAGGCACUCGUGAGCAGAACUGCAGGACAGAAAAUCCAUUUUGGAAAGGCAAGACAUCCUCCUUCCCGGACCUUUCCACUGCGCUCUGCUCCAGGCUCCAUCUCAGUCUGUUUGCUCUGAGCUUCAAUGUCCCGCUGCUGGUGGUCAUCUGUGUCAUUGGGUCCCAAAGCACACAGCUGCAAGUGGAACUCCGCCUGAAAGAAGCUUUUAGCAACUUCUCCUCCAGCACCCUGGCGGAGGUCCAGGCUCUGGGCUCUUAUGGAGGCAGCACAAGUGACAAGUUGACAUCCCUGGGAGCCAAACUGGAGAAAAAGCAGCAGGACCUAAAAGCAGAUCACUCUACCUUGCUCCUUCACCUGAAGCACUUCCCAGUGGAUCUGCGUACCCUGACUUGUCAGAUGGCAUUCUUUAGAAGCAAUGGUAGGGAUAGUAAAUGCUGCCCUGUUAACUGGGUGGAGCAUGGAGGCAGCUGCUACUGGUUUUCUCGAGCUGGGAUGACCUGGACUGAGGCUGACCAGUACUGCCGGCUGGGGAAUGCCCACCUGGUGGUCAUUAACUCUUGGGAGGAGCAGAAAUUCAUUGUCCAGCACACAAAUCCGUUUCAUACCUGGAUAGGUCUCAAUGACAGGAAUGGCUCCUGGAAAUGGGUGGAUGGAACUGACUAUGAUAACAGCUACAAGAACUGGGCCAUCACUCAGCCAGAUAACUGGGAGGGUCACGAGCUGGGUGGAAGUGAAGACUGUGUUGAAGUCUUGUCGAACGGCCAGUGGAAUGACAAUUUCUGCCAGCAGGUGAACCGUUGGGCGUGUGAGAUGAGACAGAAUAUCACUGGUUAG
Castor canadensis (American beaver) is the source of this 912-nucleotide messenger RNA. The record is from RefSeq and is a predicted model, not a curated record. Lineage: Eukaryota; Metazoa; Chordata; Mammalia; Rodentia; Castoridae.